Molecule: messenger RNA, 411 nt
Organism: Orbilia oligospora ATCC 24927
Lineage: Eukaryota; Fungi; Ascomycota; Orbiliomycetes; Orbiliales; Orbiliaceae
Exons: 1
Coding region: 1-411 (136 amino acids)
Biological process (GO): polyketide metabolic process
Source: RefSeq, a predicted model, not a curated record
AUGUCUUCACUGAAGGAAAUCUACAAGACCUACAUUCAAGCAAUAAACGACCGCAACUGGGCUCUCGUCAUAAGCUUAGUCCACCCUACGGUUAUCUGGAACCAAAAGCCUUACCCGGCGGAAAAAUAUGUCACGUUGAUGACUCGAGCUACAGAUCCUGCUCCGGAUUUAAAAUUCCAUAUAGAUAUUUUAGUAGCCGACGAUACUGGAGACGAGCAAAUGGUUUCGGCACGGUUAUUGAUUAAAGGUACGCCAGAGAAAGAGUUUCUGGGAUUUAGACCGACCGGGGAGAGUGUAGAAGUUGUGGAGCAUGUGUUUUAUAGGUUUGUGGAGGGGAAGAUAAAGGAGGUGAAGACGGUGAUUGAUAUAGAGGGGUUGAGGGAUCAAAUGGUGUACGAUAAAUCGUUUUGA